AUGGCUACCAUUCCAACUACCAUCCGAUCCAUCGACCUCGCUUUUGGAAUCGACAGAAUUCUCGGGCUUUCGACUGAAUACAACCUCCCACUUCCAAACACUUCUGAAAAGAAAUCGUCGAGAUCUCGCAAGCGAACCGUUUUCAGCAAGUUCCAACUCGAGCAGCUCGAAAUCGCAUUCAACAAAUGCCAAUAUCUUGUUGGUCAAGAACGACACAAUCUCGCCAGUCAGCUCGGCCUUGAAAUCAACACCGUCAAAGUUUGGUUCCAGAACCGACGAAUCCGACUUCGAAAAGCCAGCCCAAAUACUAAAGCCAAUUCUGUUGGCAGCGCUUCUGACUCUGAGUAA
Molecule: messenger RNA, 348 nt
Organism: Oikopleura dioica
Lineage: Eukaryota; Metazoa; Chordata; Appendicularia; Copelata; Oikopleuridae
Source: the annotation of a GenBank genome assembly